AUGCCCGAACCGGAACUACACGUGACGAGACCUGAGACUGGGAAAACUGGGAAUCCCAUGGGACGCCCCACCGAUCUCGGUGUAGUGCAAUGUGUCCACGUCGACAGUGGUCAAGGCGGAUAUGACAUGAUACGCCGGGACCCUCGGAAAGGUCAGCGCGCCAUAACGAAGUAUGUCAACAGGGAGGUUGUCAGGUUUUUCGCGAGAUUCGGGUGGGAGAACCCGGAAAGGUCUGUGCCUCCGGACAUUGCUCAACCGGAUGAGGCGACUGUGGAUAAACACGACGAAGAGGCGGUGGCAGCCUCAAAGGCGGUAAAGAAAGGUUCCGCCAGUGCGAAGCAGCAAGAUAUCGACAAGCUCGUAAAGAAACUAAUAUUGACUCGCUUUCAAUCGCGCCACAUCGACCCUUCGAAACCUUCUGCCGUUAAAAGCAAAUCGGGCGACGUCGCAAGCAUACUACAUGCGUACAUGAAGCAACCAUCUUUACGACAGCUAUACAAAGUAUGGGCGACGUCAAAGCCACGGCCUGAGCUGGAAGCGGAAAUCGAACGACGGCUGCCCGAAGUGAGGAAGCAGAAGGAUAACCCCGAGUACGGACGCCUUGGACUGUGGAACACCGUGGCUUCUGAGCUGUACAAUGCCGCUAGCGACGAAGAGAAGAAAGAGGCGACAGACGAGGCUCAGAGAAUCCUGGACGAGCAGACAGAGGAGUGGAAGAAGGGUCUUGCGGAACCCCAGUCCGUUGAGGAGGCGGCCCAGUUUUUGGUAGCAUCUCAAGCCUUCCUCGAAGAUCUUAUGCACUUCUUUGCGGAACGAUGCGGCGGUAUGGCGGUCAUGAUCCUGUCUGGCGGAGGGAAGGUGUCAGUAUCGCAAGGGACCUGCGAUGUUCCUGGAAAACCCAAGAUGCUGUACAGCGAUCUCCCGGUGGAGAAGGUCUUGCUGGAGGGCAUCGCCAAGCGCAUACACACCCAAGCGUGCCUCGUUACCGAGGCGAGAUGGGGCGUACGCGUUUCAGACAAUACCCCGGGGAUCAUGCAGGCUUCCCGUGAUGCGGGAGAGUGCCCCAACGCCACAGAGCCUUUCGCUGGUCCGCCACCGAUGCUCGACACGCUCUUAGAGACUGUUGACUCUUCCGGCAAUGUCGCUUCCACGCUCUUUCCUGAUCUCGAUCCGGCACCACCACCGGCACCGCACAUCCUGAGCAUGAGCAUCCCGACGCCCGGGAACAGCGGGCUCCAGAUUGCUCACUGCGAGGACCCGAGCGUGCAGCAGCCAGAAGUGGAGUGCCUAGUACAAGAGAGCGUGGUCCAAGUUGUGGACGUCGAGAGGGUUGUGUCAGCAACGACACCGUAUCAGGCAGUGCCAGACGAGCAUAAUCAGCAAGAUACUGGCACCUACAUCAACAUGGAUGGCAUGAUGACCGACGGGCUACCUCGAGCGCAUAGUCCAUCGGUACGUUCUCGACCAAGACCGCGACCAAAACCAACGGGCCGGAAGCAAACUACUGCUGUGCCUGAGGUGACUGUCUCCGCGGCCCAUACAUCUUUCGAACAGGUCAAUGUCGUCACGGAGCGCUCGGAGGCGAGCUCGCUUGGAGGCUUCAGAAGUACCGUGCCGUCGUCCAAUGCCGCUACGAGUGAUAGCAAUACCUUUGCCGAGAGUGCUGAAGAAGAGAAGGACAAGAGAUCGCUCCCGGACAGUUCCGUAGGAACCAGCCAAUCCUUAUGGGCGUUCGUACCAAGCCCGCUCGAUACAUGGGCAUGGGAUAGAAAGGAAUUUGGAGAGCGGUGUUCUCGCGAUGGUCGUAUACUUGAGGAGCGAAAGCCGUGGUUUGCGUCGUAUGGGAUGACCGCAUUCCUGGGUUCUGUCCCAACGAAGCUGGAGGGGAGAGUUGACGUCGGACUCGGCUGUAUGGUGGUACAUGCGUAUAUGAGACUGGAGUUAAGCAAGACAGCCGAUGGUGUGCUAGACCUGGAUAGGUACAAGGUAAAUGGAGAGGCACUUCCGGCGUAUACGGUCUCCCAGUCCCUGAGGAAAGAUCCGGCCAGAAUGACAUGGCACAAGAGAACGUUGCCCGGUAUAAAACGCAGUGCAGCUCGAAUGGAUCUUGACGUGGGCCACUCCUUGACACGACAAUGGGCAUAUCAACAGGCCGACUGUCGACGCGACAAAGAAGGAGUUCUCAUACGUGCAGCCGAUAGCUCUAUGGAUUGGGAGGGACGGUUACCUGCAGGUGCACAUGGGGCGAGAUUGCUGGUGCUCACACUGUUGUGUUGGGGUGCAGAGAUAGAGAGGGACGCGGACUCAGAGAAGACAGAGUGGAACAAGCUCGCGCGGGACUUCGCCGACGUGUUAUCGGUGUUGGCCGUUCAAGCCGGUCCGUACAAGGCACCAGCAGUAAAGUCGAGCGACAACACAGGAAAGCGGAUCAAGUGA
Molecule: messenger RNA, 2436 nt
Organism: Peniophora sp. CBMAI 1063
Lineage: Eukaryota; Fungi; Basidiomycota; Agaricomycetes; Russulales; Peniophoraceae
Source: the annotation of a GenBank genome assembly